Molecule: messenger RNA, 2163 nt
Organism: Pyrenophora tritici-repentis Pt-1C-BFP
Lineage: Eukaryota; Fungi; Ascomycota; Dothideomycetes; Pleosporales; Pleosporaceae
Source: RefSeq, a predicted model, not a curated record
AUGUCUACGUCACAGGUUGCCCGGCCGCCGAGGGGGCGCCUUAUGUCGAUAAAUGAUCGCGAUAAGUACAAUUACAAGCACAAGCGACGGGCGUUGCCUCCACCUCCUCCGGUGAAACAGGUUAAACGGACAUACAACUGCUGCGAAAACCCGAUUAUAGACACCAGUGAAAACACGAUAUUAUGCUACACUUGUGGUGCUGUUCAUGAGAACGUCGACAUCGUCUCCGAGGUUACCUUUGCUGAGGGUUCUAACGGAGCGGCUACAGUCCAGGGUGGCACCAUCCAUCAGGAUCAACGCCACGCAAACUCCAUGGGUGGAACCAUGAGGGGUCUAGGUGGCAUGGGGAGCAGGGAGCAGGCGGCUCUGAACGGCAAGAACGCCAUCGAGGCUCUUGGUGCUUCUCUCAACCAGCGCGAAGCAGUGAUAGAGCAGGCCGUUAGCUGGUAUAAGCUUUCCAUGAACUUCAACUUCGUUCAGGGACGUAGGAUGAGGAAUGUCGCUGCUAUAUCCAUCUACAUGGCAGCCCGGAGGCAACCAGAGAAUACGCUCAUGCUCAUCGACUUGGCCGAGAAGAUCCAGACCAAUGUUUGGGUUUUGGGAGAUACGUACAAGUCCUUCUUGAAGACGAUGAAAGAGAAGGAUCCGGCACAACUUAUUGGCAACAAGGCCGUCCAGGAAAUCGAACCGCUGAUGUUGAAGUACUGUCGAAAACUCGAGUUUGGAGACGACUCCCACAGGGUUGCCGAUGAUGCCUGCAAGGUGUUGAAGCGCAUGAACAGAGAUUGGAUGGUACAAGGUCGCCAACCUGCUGGACUGUGUGGUGCUUGCAUCAUCAUAGCCGCUCGCAUGAACAACUUCCGCCGAACUAUCCGAGAAGUCGUCUACGUUGUCAAAGUCGCAGACUCCACAAUCACCUCCCGUCUGUACGAGUACAAGAGGACACAAAGCGCUGCUUUGACCGUGAAGCAGUUUCGUGAGUUUGGACCGCGACUGAAGGUCAAGGCCCAGCCACCCGCUAUCUGGAGACGCGCAGAGAGAGAAGAACGAGUUGAGAAGAGGAAGAGGAGACAAGAGGAAGGCGGUAAUGCCGAAGCUGAUGGCGAAAACGUGUCUGACAACGGCGGUGCCGAAGCUGCCACUGGUACUUCCCCUACAAGGACGAGCAAGAGGCGCAAGUCGAAUGACGGUUCGUCUCAAGAAGUCUCAGGCCAACAACCUACUCCUGCUGCCACACAAGAAAACGGCAUAGCUUCAGAACUAGAGGCCUUUGAUGGUAACAACGAAACGGUCAUUGAAUCCGUCGCCAGCGCACUCGAAGAAGUUGAAGCUGGUGAAGCCACCGACCUAGACUUUGUCAUGCCCAAGAAGCGCGGCCGCCGCCCCAAAAUGCGCACCCCAAUCGUCAUCCCGCCUGAAGACCUAGAAAUCGAGCAAGAUCUCGAACAAGAAGUCACAAGCACAAUCCGAGACUGGGAAGCCAUCUUCAAAGAAAUUGCCACAAACGAAAACCACGACCUCCUCCGCCGCUCCGGCUGGACCGCGGCAGAAAUGGCGCGCGCCGCAACAGACACGCGCGAUGCUGCCGGCGCCCCCGCGAUAAACCUCGACCCAGAAAUCGGCGAAGAAGAAUUCGAAUCAGACCCGGACGUCGCCUCUUGCAUCCUCUCCCCCGACGAAGUCCGCCGCAAAGAAGCCAUCUGGAUCACGGAAAACGAGGAAUGGCUCCGUACCCAGCAGGAGAAGAUACUCAAAGCUGAACUCGAAGCCGCAGAGGAUAAACCCAAGAAACCAAAGCAGAAACGCAAACAUCAUCAGAUGGGUGAUGGGAGCGUGCUGGGCGGUCAGCCGGCGGCUAGUGCGGCAGAGGCGGCGCAUAAGAUGUUGAAGAAGCGCGCCAAGGGGUUUAGCAAUCAUAUCAAUUAUGACAAGUUGAAGCAGCUUUUUCCCGGUGGUACGACUGCUGCGAGUCCGUCGGCUGCGUCGGGUUCUCCCGCUGGUGCUGCACAGCAGCAGGUUGGUGGCGAGGAGGAUGCCGAGGGUGAAUAUGAAGAAGAACAGGAAGAGGUUGAGGAGGAGGAGGUUGAGGAAGAAGAGGAUUUGGAAGGGAAUUACAUGGAGGAUGAGGAUGAGGGGUUUGGCAACGAGAGUUAUGAUUAUUAG